UAUGUUGUUCAUGUUACAUUCAACUUCGUAUAUUGUUUUGCCUCCCACAACUAAAAUCAUUCCCUACAAAAUCCAAAUCAAUCCAACCAAUGGGUUUUGGGCACCAAACCAUCAAUUCAUUCCCUCCCACACUAAAUCAAAUACUAGAAUUAUCUAACAAUAUAUAUAUAUAUAUAUAUCAUUCCCAAAACUAAAUGGCCCAAUCUUGAGAGCCCAAAUGUUAGAUAACAACAACCCGAGAUUGUUGGAGUGAAAGAAGCAUGCAGUUUGUAAUCGCAUCGUAGGUCACUGAGCUGAGGUUUGAAGCUAACGUUCCAAUUCUGUGGUCAAUUAUGACUACAGUCCAGAGUAAGGGGGCAGCAAUGGGAACUGCCACAACUGAGAAAGCAUUCAAAAGAUGGGGCAGGAGAAACCCAUUUGUGAGAUAUGGCCUUCCUAUGAUCUCCCUCACAGUCCUUGGCUCAAUAGGCCUUUCCCAACUCUUGCAAGGCAGCAAGGAUAUUGCAAAGGUGAAAGAUGAUCGGGAGUGGGAAAUAAUUGAAACAAGAAAAGCGUUAUCUAGGACAGGACCAGUGAAUGCAUACAAUCCAAAAAAGAUUUCCUUGGAGGAUGAGCUAAUGGCUUUGCAACAAAAGGUGGACAUUAACAACUAUGAGUACAAGAAAAUUCCUAAACCAAAAGAGGGCAAUCGAGACUAGACUAGAGUUGUGGACUUGAAACAAGUUUUGUCGGAAUUUCUCAUGUACCAUGCUCAAAAUCAACUUUUAAGGAGUCAAGAGUCAGUUACCAUCUUGAAAGUGAAGUUGUUAUUUCCCUGCAUCUUUAGUGUUUUGAAUUCUUGAUUAUGACAUUAUGGAAAAGGAAGUUGAGAUAAUUUUGAAAUUUUGCGUAUCAAGGAUUUUUAAGUACGGUGCAGGGAACAGCAAAAAGUAUUUGCUUGGUUCUGCUUAAAUAAGGGUGAAAAAGUGUAAAUGUUUCCUGUCAUGUUUUAGUUUGUCUUUUUUUACCUAUCUUGCAGCGAUGCACAUUGGAUGUUUUAACGAUAAUGCUAAUGGAGUCACUUUGCCGUCAAAACACUCAACACAUGUAAAAUUGCUCGUAGCAUUAUUGGAAACGGUAAUAGAAAUAGCUAUUUUGUUUA
Glycine soja is the source of this 1141-nucleotide messenger RNA. RefSeq lists its product as uncharacterized. Gene Ontology annotation, cellular component: mitochondrial membrane. The coding region runs from base 333 to 698 and encodes 121 amino acids. The record is from RefSeq and is a predicted model, not a curated record. Lineage: Eukaryota; Viridiplantae; Streptophyta; Magnoliopsida; Fabales; Fabaceae. The transcript has 4 exons.